AUGAAUAACACCAGUAUCAAUGGCCGAGAAAACCAUCUUGGUAGUAAUUGUCCAUCUGAUUUUUCUUUCUUAUUAAAUAGCAAUAAUAAUAACAGCAAUACUACAACUAAUAAUCCCAGGUUCAGAAAAAGAUCUAGUUUAUUAUUUCAACAACAAAAUGGUUUGGGUAAAAUACCAGAGAGUUUGGAGGGAGAGGAAGAGGAAAAUGGGACCGAAGUACUAACAAAAAAAUCACAAAUAGGGAAAUUCUCACAAAAAUUAAUACUAGGACAAAAAAAGAAUAACAACAGGAGCGUAACUUAUAACAAUUUAUACCAAAAUAUUCUAGCUAAAAGAAAUAAUUCACUAAUAUCAAUUAGAAAUGGUUGCAACGGAAACAUUAUUAUAAAUACAGAUGAAACACGCCACCUGUCGACCUCCACUGCAUCCUCUUCACCCUCUUCCAUCGUAUCCAUUCACAAUUCAUCGACACAAAUCAAUAAUCUUAAGAGAAACCCAAUGACACAUUAUGAACUGAGUAGAAAUAUCUCCAUAAGACCUAAAUCAAGUACAACUGUAAUCACAGGAGCACCGCUAAUCCUAGAGAAUAAAAAACAUAACGGGAAUAGACUGGAUUCUAGAAGAUCAAAAUCAGAUCAAUUAAUAUAUAACAAUACAGGUCAAAGAGGAACAGAUGUUUCAAUUGGAGAUCUACCUUCAAAAAAUAAUAAAAAUGAUAAUUGGAAUAAAAUUGGUUUCGAAUUUUUCAUGAAAAAAAAAGUACUUGAUGGAACAUCUAAGGAUGAUAAAAGCGAGGGGGACGACCAGGAUCAGACUUGCACGAAAGCGGAAGAAGAUGACAGUUCAUAUGUUACAGGUCAUCUCGAUACGGAUUAUAUUGGCUCAGAAAAAGAUAUUAGUUUUGAAAUACAAGACGCAAUGAAGGAAAAUGUUAUCACUAAUGCUAGUUUAUUCAGAAAAAAUUAUAGUUUCAAUAAUGAUGAACUUCCUUCCUCCUCAUCAAAAGCAAAUAAUAUCAAAACUGAUAAAGAAGGAGAUACUGAUGAAAACAUUAGUAUUACAAGCUCUAACCAGUCUCCUUUUAGCACCAAAAAUACUGGUCACAUUAAAACCGACAACAAAGCGGAUAUAACCUUCUUAAAUAUAAAUAAGAGUGAUAAUAAUUUAUUUUCACAAGCAGACAUUUUAUUUAACCAGGGCAAUGAGCCACCUUCUAGGUUACAAACAAAAAUGAGUGCAUUAAAAAAAAAAUUUGAAACUUUUUCUAAUGCUGAACAACAGCGUAAACAACAACAUCAAUUUUUUUUAUUGAAUCAAGAUUCUGGUAACGCCAAUGCUCAAAAUGAUAGAUUUAAAGAUAAAAGCAACAACAUUAACAGAAACGAUUCGUUAACACCUUUUUCGUCAGCCUCAUCAAAUUCUUCUUCUGUAAUAGAUGUAAUUAAUCAGGAAGCUUGUAGUGGUGAUUUUGGAGGUUCUUUAAGUUUAACUGAGCACUUAAAUUUCAAAAAAAAAAGUUUUCCUAGAGCUACCGAUAACAACAACUGUAAUGAGAAUUCUGAGAAUAGUGUUUAUGAUAUAAGCAAAAUAUGGUCUUAUAGCAAUGAUUUGGAAACAAAAUUAUUAAACGAAACAAUAAGUAAUCAGUUGAACACGAUUCAUAGAAUAAAUAAUAAUACUGGCAAACAGAAGUUGUAUCAUUAUCUUAAAAAUGAAAGUUUAAAUCUUUCAAAUAAGGCUAUGCGGGAAAAAUCCAAUGGUCCUGAUACUAACGAUAGCGGUACCACUGCUACCACUAAUACAAUCCCAUUAAAUUUAAAUAUACCAAAUGACGAGGCUGACAAAAAUACAGAUGCUUGUUUUGAGAAUGAUAUUAGCAGAGAUCCCGAUAGUGUAGUAGAUACCUCCAUGGCUGUCCCCAAUGAAACAAGAUUUAAUACAGAAACCAAUGAUAUUAUAGAUUUUCAACGAAAAUUAAACAAUAUUAGAAUAAAUGGCGAGCAGCAGCAAAGGUUACCCUUUUUGCCAAAUGAUUCAAACAUUAGUGAUGACAAUAACACGGAUGGCUUUUUUUCCAAUAACUAUAAAAAACAUCAGCAGAAUUUGAGAAAAAUCAUUAGUAACAAUAAAAACUUUCCGAAUUAUAUAAGUAGUAAUAUACUGUUAUUGAAUAUGUCUGAAUUGCUAACAAGUUUGCAACCAUUAGAAAACGAAAAGCUAAAGAAGUUAAUUAUUCAGGGGAGAUUGAAAUCAGAGGAACUAUGGGUAUUUUCUGAGUAUGAACAAUUUGAUAUUUAA
Saccharomycodes ludwigii is the source of this 2298-nucleotide messenger RNA. RefSeq lists its product as uncharacterized. The record is from RefSeq and is a predicted model, not a curated record. Lineage: Eukaryota; Fungi; Ascomycota; Saccharomycetes; Saccharomycodales; Saccharomycodaceae. The transcript has a single exon. The coding region runs from base 1 to 2298 and encodes 765 amino acids.